ACUAAGAGAAUAUUACACUUCACCUUGGAGAUCCUCCACCUGCUGACCGGAGAGAUGGAGUCAUUGAUAGAAAUCCACCCGAGAGGUGUCCCCGCCCUCUGUAUUCCCAGGACUGUCCAGAGGGAAAUGUCCCAGAGAAGCAUCAGGGGGGAGAUCUGACUAAUCAUAAAGUGGAGGAUGAAGAAGAGAGGAUGAGGGGCCAUCACCCGUGUAUGAGGGAAGUGAAGGAGGAAAUUCCAGGAGGUGUUACCCCAGAAAAUCCCAGUAAGAAUUCUGAGGGAAACUUCAUGUUAUCCCUGAAUGAUAAAGGAGAAGAUGAAGAUAUGAUGGAGCGCUCCUCAGGAGAAGACCUCCUUACCCCUAAUGUCCAUCCAGAUCUAUCCUAUAAUAAUCCACCUGAUCAUGAGGAACCUUCUCCUGACCAACCACACAUUGUUACCACAAGGACAGAGCAGGAACAUGGGAAAGGUUUAUAUUGUGAGGAAUGUGGGAAACAAUUUACAGGAAGAUCAGAUCUUUUUACACACAGGAAAAUUCACACAGGGGAGAAGCCAAAUUCAUGUUCAGAAUGUGGGAAAUGUUUUAAAAGUAAAUCAGAGCUUGUUAAACAUGAGAGAAUCCACACAGGGGAGAAGCCGUAUUCAUGUUCAGAAUGUGGGAAAUGUUUUAGACAAAAAUCAGUUCUAGUUAUACAUGAGAGAAUUCACACAGGAGAGAAGCCAUAUUUAUGUUCUGAAUGUGGCAAGUGUUUUACAACUAACUCAAAUCUUGUUAAGCAUAAGAGAAUUCACACAGGAGUGAAGCCAUAUUCAUGUUCAGAAUGUGGGAAAUGUUUUAGAAACAUAUCCCAUCUUUCAAAUCAUGAAAGAAUUCACAUGGGAGAGAAGCCAUAUUCGUGUUCAGAAUGUGGAAAAUGCUUUAUAAGUAAAGCACAUCUUACGUUACAUGAAAGAAUUCACACAGGAGAGAAGCCAUAUUCAUGUUCAGAAUGUGGUAAAUGUUUCAAAGGUAUCUCGGAUCUUGUUAAACAUAAGAGAAUUCACAUGGAUGAGAAGCCUUAUUCAUGUUCAGAAUGUGGCAAAUGUUUUACACAAAAAUCAGUUCUAGUUGUACAUGAGAGAAUUCACACAGGAGAGAAGCCAUAUUUAUGUUCUGAAUGUGGCAAGUGUUUUACAACUAAAUCAAAUCUUGUUAAGCAUAAGAGAAUUCACACAGGAGUGAAGCCAUAUUCAUGUUCAGAAUGUGGGAAAUGUUUUAUAAGUAAAUCAGAUCUUGUAAUACAUAAGAGAAUACACACAGGAGAAAAGCCAUAUUCAUGUUCAGAAUGUGGGAAAUGUUUUAUAUGUAAAUCACAACUUUUUCGACAUGAGAGAAGUCACACUGGAGACUGAUAGAUGAAAUAAUAAAUUAUAAAAAUCUAAUAAUAUGGAGAAUGGAAAUCUGAGAUCUCAGGUAACAGUAAAAUGUGAUGUUUUCUAAGUUCUGUUGUGAGAAUUAACCCUCAAAUAAACUCCAUAAUAAAACCUAAGCAGAAGCUAAAGCCAACAUCAUCUCUUGGUCAUCAGCACCUGGGGUCAUGUGACCUUUGUAGGUAAAUAACGGUAAUGAGAAGUAAUAUGUAAUGCUAUUGUGUAUCAUUUAGUAGUGACUUGUAGCUCUACACUACAGUAUGAUUGGAUGAUUUCUAUGGAUGAUAAUGAUUGGUGAUUACUAUGUAUUACCUCGGCCUCAUUUCCAUUAGAAAUAUUACUGAUUGUAUCUCAUGUGUCACUUCUGUCCUAUCAGGAUCAGGACACUUCUGUGUUGUCACCAAUAACCCUUAGGCCGGGGUCACACACAGGAUUUUGGUCAUAUUGUGUUAGAAUUCUUCUUAUAAUGGGAUUAGUCAUGUGAUGCGGUGUUAUUAGUGUGUAUGGGGUGUGAUGUCUUCUCUGAUUUACAGGACUGUACAGCGACUGACGUGGUCUGAUACAAUUCUGUAAAUGGAGGAGCAGACUGAUCAGUAUGGACCUGUGUAUAGGGAAGAGACACUGGAGUGAAGUGGAGGGUAACCAAUCCCGUCCAUCAGUCAGGAUAGCGCUCUUGUAGGUGACUGGGAGAACUGGUUCAUGUGGCCAGGAGUGAGAUAGGUCCCAUAUGGUGAAUGUAUGCAGCAUGUCCUGGGACUUCUAGUCGUUGUUGCUCUUUUUAUCCGAUGUCCUCCGCACAGCUCACAUACGCCCCCGCUCCUUUAUGGCUGAGGCCGGGGUUACACUCAGGUUACACUCUGGUUACACUCUAGGGCCACAUAUCCCAGAUGUCUAUAAAUUACCUCCACAUUUCUGUAAUUCUGGGGAAACACCUAAAGGGUUAACACACUCACUAAAUAUAACUUUAUACACUGUGAUCGGUGCAGGUCUUAGAAUGAAGUCUAGAGGUGGUGGCCGGAUGAUGGGACCCAAUGAAAGGACAAGAAGAAGAAUGCAGGAAAUGGGGGAAGAAGAGAAGAGGGAAGAAUGAAAGGAAAAGAGAGAAAAGGGGAAAAGGCAACAGGAAGAGGAAGAAACCUCACAAAUCCAACACCACCAACUACCCCGACAGGAAAGAAGAAGGAAGGGUCUGGAUGAGGGCACAGGAUUAGGCUGGGGUAGUUAGGGAGGAGUCGGGGGAGGGCACAAACUCAAGCCGGAGACCCCACAGGAGAUGGAGUUUCCCAAUAAGGUGAGACAUGUCAGCCAUUAAUUAACUAUGGUGAACUGGGACAAUGUAGCUGCAUAAAAAAGUUAAAGAAGUUUGGUACCGAGAGGCCGUCCAGUCAAGUUAACCACAUCUCUGGUGCGGCAGUAUCACCAUGGUAACAGUAUACACCCUGCUGAUCCAUGAAUUAUAUGGUAGGGCCCUUAUAUAGGCUCUUGUAUGUAAUCCCUUAUGGGUCUUUGAAACAAUUUACCCACAAUGCAUGUUAAGCUUACCGGUCUAUAAUUACCUGGGGAAGACCUAGAGCCCUUUUUGAAGAUUGGUACCACAUUCGCCUUGCACCAGUCCCUCGGCACAAUACCAGAGAAUCUCUAAAUAUCAUGAACAGGGGUACAAAAAUGACUGAACUUGGGUGUAAUCCAUCUGGCCCUGGAGAUUUGCUUACUUUGGACCAUAUCUACAUUAAUCCAGGUCAGUACAUUACAUGAUGUGUUACCAGCACUGGCCUAGCCUACGCCAGCUCCUCAGCACUG
Messenger RNA from Hyla sarda, 3209 nucleotides. Its product is annotated as zinc finger protein OZF-like. Lineage: Eukaryota; Metazoa; Chordata; Amphibia; Anura; Hylidae. The record is from RefSeq and is a predicted model, not a curated record. Bases 192 to 1391 code for a protein of 399 amino acids. The transcript has 4 exons.